Melanotaenia boesemani (Boeseman's rainbowfish) is the source of this 1961-nucleotide messenger RNA. It is a transcript of the gene dusp14, whose product is annotated as dual specificity phosphatase 14. Gene Ontology annotation, molecular function: MAP kinase tyrosine/serine/threonine phosphatase activity. The record is from RefSeq and is a predicted model, not a curated record. NCBI's taxonomy places the organism in Eukaryota, Metazoa, Chordata, Actinopteri, Atheriniformes, Melanotaeniidae. Gene Ontology annotation, cellular component: cytoplasm. The transcript has 3 exons. Bases 570 to 1199 code for a protein of 209 amino acids. Gene Ontology annotation, biological process: protein dephosphorylation.
UCAUCCAAUAGAAAAGCCUGGAAUCAUCUCAAUAACCCAACAUCCUCUUCCUCCUUUUCCUCUGGGUGGCACUAAUCACCCCUCAUACUGUAGGCAGCGCUGCCCUGUGCACGCCGCCCUGCCAGCCAGCGUAAGACCAGGCGGAUGUGCCGAUGGUUCGUAUUUCUGUUGACUUUUCUCAUGAUGUUUGUGUGGUGUGUGAUGCUGGUUGUUUGCCACCGUCUGGCCUCUCGUCAUCCUUCUGGCCGUCUGUAUGACCGGACUGUUGGUAGAUGUGUGACAGCAGCAGAACCGUGCGCGCCGGUUUGGUGCAGGCGGUAAAGCCGCUUUGAAAACCUCCAUCUCCUUCCCGAGUGAGAGUGCCUCACUUCUGCCCAGCCUGGAAUAUAAAUAACCAUGUGGAUGGAGCAAAUCUCAGCAAAGCCCAGCGCUGUGGUACAUCAGCACUUCGGAGAAGGCCAGUCGGGGAUUAUUUGGAACUGUCUGCUGGGUAUCGCUGCACUACUAUGAUUCUGAGCUCCUGAAGAUUUUUUUCUCCCUUUUUUAAACAUUUACCACUUGACUCCUCGAUGGGUUCUCGCAGCCAAGGCUUCUUUCACAACCAUCACCACCACCGCAACUCCAUGGUGCCUGCCACAGUGCCAAGGCUGCUGCCUGAAAAUGGGAGCCUUCUGGGGGGCAUUGCUCAAAUUACCCCCAACCUCUUCCUCAGCAGGGGGAACGUGGCAUCCAACCGCAGCCUGUUGCUCUCGAAAGGCAUCACCUGCGUGGUUAAUGCCACCAUCGAGCUGCCCAACUUCAACUGGCCUCACAUGGAGUAUGUAAAGGUCCCACUGGCAGAUAUGCCCCACUCCCCCAUCUCACUGUACUUCGACAGCGUGGCUGAUAAAAUCCACAAUGUUGGGCGCAAACGAGGGGCAGUGCUGGUGCACUGUGCAGCGGGGGUUAGCCGCUCAGCCUCUCUCUGUCUGGCGUACCUCAUGAAGUAUCACCGUGUGUCUCUGGCUGAGGCCCACGCCUGGGUCAAGGCCCGCCGCCCCGUCAUCCGUCCUAAUGGCGGCUUCUGGCGCCAGCUGAUUGAGUACGAAAGGAAGCUGUUUGGCAGAAACUCUGUUAAGAUGGUACAGACACCCUACGGGGUCAUACCUGAUGUUUACGAAAGGGACCGCAGGAGCUAUGCGUCAUACUGGGGACUGUGAGAGCAUGGUGUGUGCCAACUGUCCAUCCACAGUCAAGAGGAAAUUUUUAGUUCUUUUGCCCUUCCAGACUUCAGGUGCAGGCCUGUUCUGGACAGGUGAAGAGCAUUGCGAGUGUGUACAUGUGUGUGAAGUUUAUUGACUGCACUUACUGUUAAUGGCGCUGCUGUUGGUCCAACAAAUUCUCUUUGUUUAGUCUUGGAGUGGGAGCAAAGAUGACGUAAAGUCAAAAAUCUUUUGGACCAGAGCAUCAGAUGGGACCAUACUGGAACAAACCUCUGAGCAUGGAAGUUGGUGCUGUCUAUCUCCUGGUUUGUCUUACCAGUUUAAUUGGGGGUGAACACUCCAUAAAGGCGUUGGUUGUACUCGAGACUGCGGCGCUGACAGUGAUGUCCUUUUCCUGGCGUGGUGUCAUGUGGUGGUAUUGUGUCAGUUUUGCAGUUAUACUUGGUGUGAAGGGCAGCAGCAUGCUCUUAAUUUAUGGUAGCAUUAAAGAUAUGUAUACAGAAAAACACUAUAUAGGCAAAUUAUUUUAUUGGAGUUUACUGAUAGUGAAGGGGAAAAAAGAUUAUGGAGCACUUGAACUGAACAUUGAAGAUGUUACAUCUACCGUCUUGAGCUGAAAAUUGAAAACAUGUAAGCUAAAAGUCAAGGUUCAGCGAGGCUCCUGUGUACCACAGGGUUGACUGUUCUGUCCUGUGACCACACUAUGUUAUUGUAGUGCUAUUUGAUGCUGUAUUAAAAACAACCUGCUGCUUCAAAGAA